This is a messenger RNA of Pneumocystis jirovecii RU7, 1986 nucleotides long. RefSeq lists its product as uncharacterized. The record is from RefSeq and is a predicted model, not a curated record. The coding region runs from base 1 to 1986 and encodes 661 amino acids. NCBI's taxonomy places the organism in Eukaryota, Fungi, Ascomycota, Pneumocystomycetes, Pneumocystales, Pneumocystaceae. The transcript is spliced from 3 exons.
AUGCCACGUAUACCUGUGCGUGUAGAGCCAUAUUCUAGUCCUUCUCAUCAGAAUCGGCACUUUAAAUGUCGGCGGGACCGUAUUCUCCGCGCUCUUUGUAGAUCUUGUUAUAUAAAUAAGUCUAAUUUUGCGAUUUUGUUGGUGAAUGCCAAGGGUGAUUAUGAAACAUAUGCAAGUGAAGCAUUUCAAGGACAGCUUAAGUCUUGGUUUAAUCAGAAAGUCUUGAAUGAUGCAAAGAGCCUGGCUCUUGCUUAUCAGAAAUCGACUGAAACGUUUAGAAAUGAAUUGAUCAGAAAAACGGCUGAAAAUAAGGAAAAUAUUAGUUUUAAUGUUGAAAAUUUUGGUGAAGGAAUCGUUUCUAAUGCUCUACAUGAAGAAAGUCUUUCCGAUUUCUUGUCUAGUGAUUCGUUGAAAUCCAAAACUGCGGAUUCUUUAUAUGAGGAAUCGUUAACUAAUAAUAUUUCAGAAUUGGAUUCUGACUUGUCUAAAUCGUUUCAUUUUAAGAAUCAUCCUAAGAAAAAGGUUCUUCCUUUGGCUUCCAAUAUAAAUAAUCAGAACUGUGAAGUCAAAAACAACUUAAACAGACCAUGUUUGUCAGAGUUAGCCUCUUUGAAUUCUUCUAAUGUCCGUGAUGAAAAUUGUCCAUCAGUAUCUCGAGAACAUAAAUAUAAGCCACUUGUUAUUGGCAAUACUCACGAGGUUAUUGCAUUCAUGGAAUCUCGAUUUAAAGAAUUGCAGCAGUCUGUCUGCAAAAUCGUGGCCAAAGCUUGGAUUAAAGUUAUGGAACCGAAAAAACAGACACGCCAUCCUUAUAACAAAGGGGAUGAGUCAAAACCUUCAUGGUGGCCUAAUAAUGUACGUCAUAAGGAACCUGAUCAUCUUAUGAAACCAGAGAGGAUUAAUCUCCUUCUUACUAUUCUACGAUGCUCUAAGAUUCCUGUAAGCAGGCUUGAACUAGCUACUGCUGAAAUUUCGGCUUUUAUUCCUGCUGAUAAGACAAUUCUUUUAAGAGAAAUCUAUCAAGUCGCACGGGAAGAAGAAAGAUUGAGGAAUGGGGAAAUUGAUGAGUCGACAAAAAUAUAUACCAUGUCAACUCCUUAUGAUUUCUCCUUGGACGAUGAUUUUGCAUCUGAAGAGCCAAUUCCUCCGACUGCUCAUUCUGUCUCUUCAUAUAUUCCUGUCUCUACGUCUAAUGCAGCAUUUUCGUCUUUUCAGUGUUCUUUGGACGAUACUCAAUCUACUCGUAACUCUAUUCAUAAACUUGCUUGCAAGUCUACUCAGAAUCCGAAAACUGCUUCAAAUGCUGCUUUGAAAGCUGUUUCGAAACUUCACACCCUUUUUCAUAAAGAGGAUUACUGCUUCUCUCCACUUGGAUUUGACUCUGUCUAUUCUACUGAUCAAAUAUCUCUCCAGAAUCAAUGUUCUCAUUCUUACGAUACUUACGACUACCGCCAUGUUGAUUCUACUCAAACUCCUGCUGACACUUGUCCUCAGAAGGAUGGCAAAAACUCUGUCAGUUUGUCUCCGGCUCCUCUUCUCGAGAAAAACUCUGGUUCUUUACAUACCAUGCAUCUUUCUCCUCUCAAACCAUCCGAUCGCUCUGUUUAUUCGGCUUGUUCUGUUUGGUCGUCUGAUCUUCCUUCCUGUACGGAUUUUCCUGUUUCUACACCUGACCAUUCUUUAUUUACUAAGCCAAUUGAUUCGACCGAUUCAACAGAUUCCACUGAUUUGAAAUAUAUGUUUUAUGAUCCGUUUCUUUCUCCUCCGGUUGACUCUUCGACUAUCUAUAUGUCUGCUGAUUCUUUUUCACUGAGGUCGUCUGCUGCCUCUGAAGUUUUUCCUAGUUCUUUUAAGUCUGCAGGUUAUUCUGUCGAUUCUUUGUCUUUUGCCGCUUCUGCUGCUCCAAAAGCCUCUUUUCCUGCCGUCGAUUCUGUAAGGUUUUCUGAGUUUCUUAAUAGUUCUCAGACGACUGUCGAUUCUGAGUAG